Molecule: messenger RNA, 444 nt
Organism: Aegilops tauschii subsp. strangulata
Lineage: Eukaryota; Viridiplantae; Streptophyta; Magnoliopsida; Poales; Poaceae
Source: RefSeq, a predicted model, not a curated record
AUGUGCUCGCUCUCUGAUGAACUUGCGGCGGCGAGCAAACCCAUCGGAGAGCCCGAGCUCAUCUCCUUCAUAAUCGCAGGGCUGGACAUGGAGUACCAACCGAUUGUUUCCGUGUUGGAUGUCCACACGGAACCGAUCACUGUCGAUACACUCUUCUCCAUGGUGGCCAACUUCGACCAGAGAGUCGAGAUGUUCCACGGGAACGGCAACGGUGCCUUCAAAUCAUCUGCGAACAUUGUCUCUCGCGGCUGGCAAGGAGGUAACAAGGGCAACUACCCCAACCAGAAGGGCAACGGUGGUGGAUCCCGUGGUUCUGGUGGCUAUGGCGGCGGCGGCGGCCACAUCGGUGGCUAUGGUGGUAGCAGCGGAGGCCACAACGGUGGCAGCGGCUACUACCAGAACACUCAAGGCGGCGGUGCUCGUAGCGGCGUCUACUAUCACUAG